Molecule: messenger RNA, 1266 nt
Organism: Aureobasidium pullulans EXF-150
Lineage: Eukaryota; Fungi; Ascomycota; Dothideomycetes; Dothideales; Saccotheciaceae
Exons: 1
Coding region: 1-1266 (421 amino acids)
Molecular function (GO): protein binding
Source: RefSeq, a predicted model, not a curated record
AUGGCAACCAUUUCAGACCUGCCCCCUGAGAUUAUGCUCAUGGUCACCGCAUACCUCCAAGGCGAGGACGUUCUCAACCUACAACUCACAGACAGACGCAUGAACUCUUUGACGACAGAUGCCUUGUACCGCAUCUUCUUCUCUGAACGACAUUUCGAGCUGUCAAGUAGAGGCUUUAAGCAGCUUUACGCACUAAGCGUCCAUCCUCAUGCCCGCCACGUCAAGACCAUCAUAAUCCGCUUCAAGAUCAAGUCAAAGCCAACCGCCAAAUAUCUGACCCUGCUUGACCGCGUGUUCAGAAACUUCGGUAAGUACGGCAAGCUGUCAUCCAUCGGCGUCCGUCGUGAUCAGUCUAUUGCCCACCAACAGCAUUUUGUCAUCUCCAAGAGGUCCUACGCCAUCAUGAGGGAAUAUCUAGUUGCCCGCAUGAUCCCAGCUACAAGCAAGGCAAGACUGCCCCUCGAGAGCAUUAUCUACGACUUCGUAGUACCCAGGGAUCAGAACGGCUCAGAUCGCCCCUUGACUUGUCAGCUAAAGCAAGCCAUCACCCCAAGCUCGCAUAGAGAAGAAAUCGAGGCUGCUGAGAGCCUCUGGGAACUUCCUACAGUCGUACCUAAACACUUUGACAUCGUCGUCCGCUUUGUGUCUCAGGAACAACUUCUCUCGGAGUGUCCAACUGCGAAGCUCUCACAACAACACGAGACUCUCGCUCUCCUCAAUACAUCAGUCUACCAUCAUGACAUAUUGGCGCGAUGGCUACACAAUCGCCAAAUCAAAUCCCUCAGCUUCCGAAACUGCGACCUCGAUGCCCUACACUUCCUCUACACUCUCGUAUCCAAUCCACUCCGCAGCUUGACAGUCGUCAACACACACCAAUACAAGGACCACAAAACCGGCAAUCCUGACGCUUGGAACCGCCAAAUGGAGUCGUGCACCCGCAGUGCCUGGAUCCGGAUUUUCAGCCUCGCGAGAAGGCUUCCCGAUCUCCAGCAUCUACGCCUCGGGCAACUCUGGAUUGGUGCCAAAGAGCAAUAUGUCGAGCACACCUAUGAGGCUCAAGGACAUGAGAUGGUCGGCAAGAUGUUGGGGCAGCUUUUUAGCCGCCAACAGCCCUCCCUAGACUUUCUAGUCCAGGACAAGACCGUUGUCAAGGAGGUGGAGAUACAGAAGGAGAGGGAGAAGGAGGUGGUCAGUGAGAAGGAGCCAUCAAGAGAAGAACCAGGUCUGGGAGAGAAACAGUCGAACAGCACAAAGAACAAGCAAUGA